ACCCCAGAGGCCCAGACUAAAAAUACCUUCAACCGAUCUCUAUUGCUCUCAUUUGUCGUCUGAUCUAUAUAAAUCUGACGCCACUGCGGUAGCCCACUCUUCUAAAUCACUCCGCUUCUCCGCCUCCGCUUUGAAAUCGUGAUUUACAUACACAUCUCUACAAGAUGGAUCCGGAUUCAGUUAAAUCCACUCUUCAAAACUUAAAUAUGGGGAAUGUCAUGGCUGCUGCUGCUCGUGAUUAUCAGAAGGAAAUUCUGGCACAAGAGAAAGCUCAUGCCUCGUCCACUUCUAAUCAGGAGGUUGAUCUUGAUGAGUUAAUGGAUGAUCCCGAGCUUGAAAAGCUGCACGCAGAUAGAAUUGCAGCUCUCAAGAAAGAAGCUGAGAAACGACAGUCCUUGAAGAAGCAAGGGCAUGGGGAGUACAGGGACAUAACUGAAGGUGACUUUCUAGGAGAAGUCACUGGUUGUGAAAAAAUGAUUUGUCACUUCUACCAUCGAGAAUUUUACCGCUGCAAGAUAAUGGAUAAGCACUUAAAGACUCUUGCAGCUAGGCAUUUGGAAACCAAGUUUAUCAGACUGGAUGCCGAGAAUGCCCCUUUCUUUGUUGGGAAACUAGGAAUUAAGACUUUGCCGUGUGUCAUACUCUUCAGACAAGGCAUUGCAGGUGAUAGGCUGGUUGGGUUCCAAGACUUGGGAGCAAAAGAUGAUUUCUCCACUAGGACUCUCGAGGCACUACUAAUAAAGAAAGGUAUAAUUAAUGAGAAGAAAGAAGAUGAAAACAAUGUUUAUGAUGAAAGCAGACGUAGGACAGUGAGAUCCUCUGCAUAUUCUGAUUCUGAUUCUGAAUGAAUUAAGAGCCAUUCCCACAGAUCCCAUGGCAACCAAUGUAAGGAUGAAAGGAGCAACCGCUUCACUAGACCUAUUACUUGGGUUCUGCAUCAAGCCAGUAUGUACUAUGUAUCUUUCUGAAUGGGCAACAAGUAGCUGCAAUUCUUGACAUUUUUUA
Molecule: messenger RNA, 1005 nt
Organism: Daucus carota subsp. sativus
Lineage: Eukaryota; Viridiplantae; Streptophyta; Magnoliopsida; Apiales; Apiaceae
Product: thioredoxin domain-containing protein PLP3B
Exons: 9
Coding region: 165-848 (227 amino acids)
Cellular component (GO): cytoplasm
Source: RefSeq, a predicted model, not a curated record